UUAUUCAAGAAAAAAAAGGAGCAAAAGCAGGAUCAAAACAACUUUUCAACCAUGAAUAAAUAUAGGGUGAAUGACAAUCUCACGUUAAACUCACCACACAGGUAUAAAACGCAAUAGUCUCUUCUUCUUCUAUCAUCAACAUCUCCAUAUAAUUCUCAUCUAAACCAACAAACAGUAUUCGCAAUGACAAAGUCUUCAAUCAUCAUCCUUGCCUCCGCCCUUUGCUUGUUAUCCUUCCUGAGCUCGGCUUGUGCCAAAGAGCGCUUCUUUGUAGAGGGCACGGUUUACUGUGACACAUGUCGUCUUCAGUUCCUGACGAGGAUGUCUGAGUUCAUGGAAGGUGCGACUGUGCGGGUGAUGUGCUCACAAGUUGACAACGCAAAGAACGUGACAUUCGACAAAGAAGCAACUACAAAUGCAUUGGGAACUUACAGAACGGAGGUGGACGGAGACCACGAGGAAGACACUUGCGAGGUGACCCUUCUGAAGAGCCCAAGAUCAGAUUGCAACGAGAUUGACAAAGAGGCUCACCUGUUACAGGCUGCCAGAAUCAGCAUCACUAAGAACAAUGGAAUCGUCUCCAACGUUCGCCAGGCAAACCCUCUUGGAUUUCUCAAGAAGGACCGUCUCCCUGGCUGCGCGGAACUUAUCAAAGAGCUUGAAAUCAACGACGAUGGCACCCCCAUCCCCAACUGAACAACCCCUCUAAUACAAACAUACCAAAACAAAACCUCAUGAAUAGGAUACAUCAUACAUACCUAAGUAUCCCUGUUAGGUUUUGUUCCUGCUGCUAUUUUUUUGCCAUUCCCUUUAUAUAUUUAUAAAAUAAUCAGGAUGUUUGCUUAGUAAUGUACGACUUUGGCCUUGGGAUGAGUUUUUCUACUU
Molecule: messenger RNA, 885 nt
Organism: Vigna angularis (adzuki bean)
Lineage: Eukaryota; Viridiplantae; Streptophyta; Magnoliopsida; Fabales; Fabaceae
Product: olee1-like protein
Exons: 1
Coding region: 184-696 (170 amino acids)
Source: RefSeq, a predicted model, not a curated record